CCCCAUAGCGUUGUUCGUAGCAAUUGCGGCUCAAGACCAAGUCCCUGCCACGUGCGCGUCGCUUCCGUGGUUGAGAAGGUAAUCUCUGAUUCAGGACGGUCCGAUGAUAGACAUCAUCAAAGUGAGCGAGUGGCUCACUAGGAAUGUCAACGAAAAGCUCUACCCGCGGUUGCUUUUGAUGUCACCAAACGGCAAUUUGCUCGCCUAUUCGACCCCAGUAAAUAUCAAGGAACUUCGCGACCAGGCAGCAUUGAUCUCGGCGGCAUGGAAAGAUCAGUGCACCGGUCGACAGACGCAGUCGACACCAGACCCGCGGAAGGACUCAGCCCGAGAUGAUGCAGAGGCAGCACAGCAAAAUGGCUUGAAACCACCUCUCGAGACACUCACUAUCGAAGCGGAAACCUGCAACAUUCUGAUACGAUCACUCCAGCCGGAGCUUCUUUUCGUACUAAUUGGCGAGCUCCCACCAAAUAAGGUACAGCAGUUCAAGAUUACCGCGGAGGGCCAUGGCGAUGCCCGACACCCUGCGCUGGAAGGAGCUGACACUCCAAACGAAUCAGCAGCCACGCAAGGCGCCUCUCGCACGCUCAAAGCUCCUUCCAUACUCAGUUCUAUGAGUCAGCGGGAAAAGGACGUCCGACUUGGUGUUCUGCACAUACAACGCAAGAGACUCGACGCUUUGACGGACUACAUCCAGCGUGACUUCAAGGACAGCGGAUUUAUUAUGCCGGCAGAUUGGGCGCUCCAGUAGCCAUGGACGGACAAACCCUUCCCAUCAGAAAUCCUGUUCGGCAAGCCUCCGGACAAGGUCUCGUUCUUUAAGCCCGGCAAGUCUCCCAAUGACCCCAGGAGUCCCUCAGCGAAACGCGACUCUGAAGACAUCUCACCCACCAGAAUCGGGCCUGGGGGUACUCAGCG
Messenger RNA from Didymella exigua CBS 183.55, 918 nucleotides. RefSeq lists its product as uncharacterized. Lineage: Eukaryota; Fungi; Ascomycota; Dothideomycetes; Pleosporales; Didymellaceae. The record is from RefSeq and is a predicted model, not a curated record. Bases 104 to 751 code for a protein of 215 amino acids. The transcript is spliced from 3 exons.